UACUAUAGUAACCAAAUGUCUGUCUUCUGCAAAAUGACUACUGUUAAAUUAAACUAAAUGGAAAAUCUUGUCAUUGACUUUAUAAUUCCUUGCUAUUUUAUUAUAUUUGUUACAUGUCAUAGACACUGGGAAGAGGCACAUGUGGGGAUUCCCAGUGGACAGCAGCACGAGAGGCUUCAAGGAAGUGGAGGUCGCUGUGUGUCCACAUGGAUUAAUGUGUCUUUUGUGUCACUUUCACUUCAGGGACAGCAAACAGGUCGCCGUGGUGUAUUUUAGGAACGGUUACAUGCCUGACAACUACACUUCUGAACAGAGCUGGGAUGCUCGUCUUCUGAUGGAGCGCUGUCGAGCUGUGAAGAGUCCAGAUAUCAGCGCUCACCUGGCUGGUACCAAGAAGGUUCAGCAAGUGCUCGCCAGACCUGGAGUCCUGGAGAGGUUCUUCCCGGACCAGCCUCAAGCUGUGCAGCAGAUCCGAGCGACAUUCGCUGACCUCUACUGAUGAUAAUACUUUUGAAAAUGGCAGUUUAAUUUAUUGGGCAAUUAUAAAAUCGUAUUUCUUAGGCUGGCUUUUAAGGAAGGAGAAAAGGUAUGUAUCAGUUGGCUGGGAAGAAAGAUGGAGGUGGAAAGGAUGUGCAAGCUAUGGGACAAAGUUGCUGAGACCAGGUUAAACAGAGGUGACGAUCAGUGAGCAGG
Molecule: messenger RNA, 693 nt
Organism: Oreochromis niloticus (Nile tilapia)
Lineage: Eukaryota; Metazoa; Chordata; Actinopteri; Cichliformes; Cichlidae
Product: glutathione synthetase-like
Exons: 2
Coding region: 140-499 (119 amino acids)
Biological process (GO): glutathione biosynthetic process
Cellular component (GO): cytosol
Molecular function (GO): glutathione synthase activity; ATP binding; glutathione binding
Source: RefSeq, a predicted model, not a curated record